AUGCGAUUCGCCCUCCUUGUUGCCGCUUUUGUCGUCUCUGCAUGCGCAAAGACAAUCGUGAUCACCGUUGGAGGUAACACUACCAGUGACCCUGGUGCAGUCUUCAAUCCUCAAACUGUGGUCGCCUCUGCAGGCGAUGUUGUCAUGUUCAAUUUCACCCAGGGCAACCAUACCGCAACGCAGUCUACUUUCGCGUCCCCUUGUACGGCCGUCCACUUCACAAACUCUAGUAUCAAUGGCUUCGACACUUCUUUCCGUGACACACACAAUGGAACAGCCAUCACUCAAUUCACCCUCCCGAUAACUGACAAUACCACCACCAUCUGGUUUUUCGACUGGAACACGUGCCCAGAAGGUGGUGUCGGAGGAAUCAACCUCAAUGACUCGAGCCUUGAAACAUUGGAAGGCAUCACUCGUAACGCCAUCCGGUUGAAUGGAACGGGGUCUUCUAGUUCCUCAAGCAGUGCCUCUCACACUGGUAGUUCUACUCAAUCUGCAACCUCACCAACGUCUUCGGCCAACAAUGUUGACAACUCUUCCUCUGCUGAUCGUGCUGUAGUUCUUGGGCUCUCCGGCGUCUUGCCUGCGUUGGCCAUGUUGCUCGCUCUUUCUUUGUAA
This is a messenger RNA of Psilocybe cubensis, 618 nucleotides long. RefSeq lists its product as uncharacterized. The record is from RefSeq and is a predicted model, not a curated record. NCBI's taxonomy places the organism in Eukaryota, Fungi, Basidiomycota, Agaricomycetes, Agaricales, Agrocybaceae. Bases 1 to 618 code for a protein of 205 amino acids. The transcript is spliced from 4 exons.